Molecule: messenger RNA, 2471 nt
Organism: Cyprinodon variegatus (sheepshead minnow)
Lineage: Eukaryota; Metazoa; Chordata; Actinopteri; Cyprinodontiformes; Cyprinodontidae
Product: neuronal acetylcholine receptor subunit alpha-3-like
Exons: 7
Coding region: 165-1865 (566 amino acids)
Biological process (GO): signal transduction; monoatomic ion transmembrane transport; chemical synaptic transmission
Cellular component (GO): postsynaptic membrane; neuron projection; synapse
Molecular function (GO): acetylcholine-gated monoatomic cation-selective channel activity; transmembrane signaling receptor activity
Source: RefSeq, a predicted model, not a curated record
GUUGUCCAUGUCGGCAGUGCGCACUCGUCUUUCCACGCAACGGAACGCAAAGGGUAACCUUAAUCUCCCGGUUGCACGGACGUCGAAAAUUAAAUAGAGAAAGGAACUUGCUGUCCGAAAUCCCAUUUUGUCCAAUUAAGGUAUCGCCAAACCCAGAUGUAUUGAUGAAUUUAUCCGGCAAACUCCAGCUUUUCCUGCUGCCGGUGCUCCUUGCAGCGCAAGGAUGCAUUGCAUCAAAAGCAGAGGACAGAUUAUUCCGAAGGUUGUUUCGAAGAUAUAACCAGUUCAUCAGACCAGUGGAAAAUGUAUCGGAUCCAGUUACAGUGGAGUUUGAGGUGUCCAUAUCGCAGCUUGUUAAAGUGGAUGAAGUGAAUCAAAUUAUGGAAACAAACUUGUGGCUGAGACAUGUUUGGAAUGACUACAAACUGAGAUGGACUCCAGUAGAAUUUGAUGGUAUCGAGUUCAUACGAGUUCCAUCCAACAAGAUUUGGAGACCAGAUAUUGUUUUAUACAACAAUGCUGUUGGGGAUUUUCUUGUGGAAGACAAGACUAAAGCUCUGCUGAAAUAUGAUGGCACCAUUACUUGGGUUCCUCCAGCUAUAUUCAAGUCAUCCUGUCCAAUGGACAUCACUUACUUCCCCUUUGACUACCAGAACUGCUCUAUGAAGUUCGGGUCCUGGACUUAUGACAAAGCAAAGAUCGACUUGGUGCUCAUUGGCUCAAAGGUCAACCUGAAAGACUUCUGGGAAAGUGGGGAGUGGGAGGUCAUUGAUGCACCUGGAUACAAACAUGACAUAAAGUAUAACUGCUGUGAAGAAAUCUACACAGACAUCACCUACUCUUUUUACAUCCGCCGCUUACCUCUCUUCUACACUAUAAACCUAAUUAUUCCAUGUCUCCUUAUAUCCUUCCUCACGGUGCUUGUCUUCUAUCUCCCGUCGGACUGUGGAGAGAAGGUCACACUGUGCAUUUCAGUCCUCCUCUCCCUCACUGUGUUCCUGCUGGUCAUCACUGAAACCAUCCCCUCAACAUCACUCGUCAUCCCGCUGAUUGGAGAGUAUCUUCUCUUCACCAUGAUCUUUGUGACUCUAAGCAUCGUCAUCACUGUUUUUGUGCUGAAUGUCCACUACCGUACCCCAAUGACUCACACAAUGCCGGAGUGGGUAAGGAUGGUGUUCCUUGGGGUGCUGCCAAGAGUAAUGUUGAUGAGACGGCCUAUUGACCAGGGCUGUUUAGCACCUGCCAGAAUCACAGGAGCAGCAGGAGGAAUCAGCAGCGGAGCAAUUAAGAAGAGAAAGACCAGCAUAGGAGGAGGAAGCAGCUCAGGAAGUGUUAGUAUUGGUGGUAUAGCUGGAGGUGUAGCAUGCCCACCGCUGGAUAGUGGCUCAGGAGGUGGAGGAACCUCCUCAGCUGGUGGCUCUAUGAACUGUGUGGAAUAUGGGGACAUAAACCGUGACCUUCACCGAGACAUGACCAGGAGAUGUCCCUACAGAGGCAAGGAGGUACCAACUCCUGUUCCACCACCAAUGGUUCCCCCUCCUCCCCCUCCUCCUCCUCAAGCCACCCCAGCUCAGAGGCCUCCGGAGUCGGAGCUACCCAAGGUGCCGAGGCCUCUGAAUGCCUCGUCGCCAGUCAAUGCCGUGGUUGCCUUUUCUGUGGUGUCGCCAGAGAUCAAGCAGGCCAUCGAGAGUGUAAAAUACAUUGCAGAAAAUAUGAGGACACGCAACAAAGCCAAGGAGGUGGAGGAUGACUGGAAGUAUGUUGCCAUGGUCAUCGACAGGAUUUUCCUCUGGGUUUUUGUGACAGUGUGUGUGCUGGGAACUCUGGGACUCUUCCUGCAGCCACUUAUAAGUUUCUUUAAAUGAUUAAAUUGUCUUGCCUCUUUUCCAAGCUGCUUUUCUUGUCUACCCCGUUUUCUUUGUACCUUACUUAAGUUACUCCUGGAAAUAUUCUGCACAUUUUCAAAUCAAGCACAAAACUACUGUUGUUCCUUUUCAGGCUUAUCUCACUCUGUGUGUUUAGCAUCUUUAGAGGGCCUUCAUUAUCUAUAGCUUCUAGCUUACAGCUGUAGGUCCUCAUUUUUAUUUUUGUUUUUUUUAACUUUCAAUGGCAUGCUAUAGCAAUACUAACUCAUUUUGUCCUUGCUCACAGAUCACAUAUUUUCCAAACUUUUCCUCCUUUUACCUGACUAUCUCAUUGUCUCCCCUCUGUUUCUUUUACACCUCUUCAGUGUUGUUCCAGGGACUCCAUCUGUUGACAUCUUUUCACACUUUGGCGCUGCAGCUCAGAUGUCAGUUUUUAAGAAAUUCUUAGAAACAUUUUUCACUUAAAGAAUAAAACUAUGAAUACCUUUAAAGUAGCACUUUGUCAUUUCAAACCAGUGAUAACACUGUUAGGAACUAUGGCACAAUAUACUCUUUUUCUCUUUCUGCAAAUUACAGUAGAUAGAUGUUUGGUGAUGAAGAUAAUGU